Fimicolochytrium jonesii is the source of this 3249-nucleotide messenger RNA. Its product is annotated as family 2 glycosyltransferase. The transcript is spliced from 9 exons. Gene Ontology annotation, cellular component: cytoplasm. The coding region runs from base 1 to 3249 and encodes 1082 amino acids. Lineage: Eukaryota; Fungi; Chytridiomycota; Chytridiomycetes; Spizellomycetales; Powellomycetaceae. The record is from RefSeq and is a predicted model, not a curated record. Gene Ontology annotation, molecular function: acyltransferase activity, transferring groups other than amino-acyl groups; beta-1,4-mannosyltransferase activity.
AUGAACAUGUCAGAAGUCAGCGACUCGACGAAUCGAAAUUCCGUCCGGGAUUCCCACGUCGACUCCCUCCAUGAUCCCAACCGCGAUUCCCAGGCCACGGCUCACGAGCUGCUAAGGGGAUCGGACGAAUUCCGAAGGUCUUCCUCUCACAAUCCGUACCGAUGGACACCACUGGCGGGCAUUGCGUCGGGGUCGGCGGUUGGCUCUGACCACGAAGAGUCUACACUAGUUGACGAGGAUUCCGACAUCGGGCAUGAUGACAGCGAGAUUUCGGAAAUCAUCGUUCUUGAUUCUCACCAACAUCCCGUCAAAGUCGUCAAGCCGCUGCCGUCCAUUCCUCGCAACCCCUCCGAGGGCAAGAUAGGAUCCGUGGGUCUGGACAAGGCCGCACUCAAAGGACAGUCGGAACCAGCGCAUACCGCUGGAGGCGCUGGCGCACCAAAACGACCACCCGUCGACCGUACUACCUGGAUUGAUGGACUUCGUGGGAUCGCAUCUAUCAUUAUUUUCAUCCAUCACUUCUCUGACAACACGUGGGAAGUCCCGCAUCCAGACGUACUACAGUGGGGAACGCCUACGAGCAUCCUCAAGGAUGGCCAGUUUGCCGUCUCGCUCUUCUUCCUGCUUUCCGGACGCGUUCUGACGUACGGGUUCCUGAAAGGCCGCAACACUGGCAAAGUUCGCUGGCGAUCCCUCGCGUCUGCGAUCUUCCGUCGUACCAUUCGUUUGGCCCUGCCCAUCUUUGUGCUCGCGUUCAUGCAACAGCAAGUGUGUCUCGCUGGAUAUGCCGACGAAGCUCCGCGAGCAGCAAAGUUCCUGGAAACCGAUCGUCUCGGCCGCCCGCUCUGGUGCAAUGUCACCGACUUUAAGGGCUUCCUUUCUUAUUUCAUUCAAGUGCUGAGCAAUCCGGACCACAUCUACAUUCGAACUCUGGGAAGUACUCUUUGGUCCAUGUACGACCAGUUCUGGGGAUCCGUCUAUGUCUAUAUCCUUUCCGCCUUCAUGGUCCUCAUGAACGGACGUCGUUACAUCGUCUAUGCUUUCUUGUCUCUGUGGUUCUGGUUUGCAAACAGCCCCAACAUGCUCUUCGUCCUGGGUCUUAUGCUCGCCGAUCUUGCUGCAAGCAACAUCACCAAAAGAAUCCGGGACAAGUCGUGGUACAUAGUUCUCGGCCUCCAACUGGUCUUCCUCGUCGUUGCCAUGUUCCUCAUCGUCGACCAAGAGAAGGCCGAUGACGCAUCGUUCGGUAUCCUGGACCACACCAUCAAUCCGGCAACUGGUGUCCUUGGCGGAUACAACGGCGGGGCCCGUGCGGCUAACCCUUGGCCUGAAGUGAUGCGGUUCAAGCACUGGCUCUCUGCCGUCUGUAUCAUCGCUUGGGUCGAGCUCGCUCCUGGCGCUCAAUGGUUCUUCUCAUCAAGGAUCUUCGUCUUCCUCGGAAACAUCACCUUUGGAACUUAUGUGAUUCAGAUGACGGUUAUCUACACGAUCAUGCCCCGUCUGGUCCUCAGUUUCGCUGCCAAGGGCUGGUCCUACUGGAACAACGUCAUCCUCACGUUCAUCAUCUGCCUCUUCAUCACGUUGUUCCUGGCGUGGAUCUUCUACCGCACGGUCGACAACUGGAGUUUGAAGCUCGCGCGGUGGAUGUGGAACGAGCUGUUCGAGAAUGGCACCACAAGAAUCUCCGAGCUUCCUAGGAAGAUCGGCGUCGGUUCGGUUCGUCUCGUCAAGUCGAUCCCCGGUGGUCUUGCCGCUUGGGGCAGAAACAAAAGUGCUUCGACGGCAGCAGGUUAUCGCAAAUUCAACUGGUUCAUCCGUCACUGGCGGUCACCAGUCGUCAGAGACCGCACGAAGUUGACAGACGCCGACCGAGCAGUCCCUCGCGAUCAUCUCUGCUCCACCACCUGGACCGCAGAUCUGAGCAACGACAAGGAAGCCAUGCGUACCGCUUGGUUGCUUCGCUUGAACAGCUUUUUGGCUCCCGUUCACUUUGUGGGAAUUCCCGGAUUGGCCUUCCUUUGGUUCUGGUUCAACCCUAUUGGUCCCUGGAGCUACGACAUUCUCACCUUCGGCUCGCUCUGGAGAUGCUUAUGGUGCUUGUCAGUUCCCUACUGUAUCAUUACCUUCAUCGGCUUCAGUACUCCGCGCAUCGCCCGGACCAAGAAGGACAUGGACCGCCGACCUGUCACAAGGGAACACAUCCGCAACUUCUACAUCCUGAUCGUCACUCAAGGUUCCAACGAAUCGGCUGUGCGUCGUGGGUACAACCGCAUGAAGCCGCUUGAAGCCCUCCACCCGAGUGUUCGCGUGUUCGUCCUGACGGAUGAGCCAUACUCUUACCCCGAUCUCAACAACAUCGUUUGCCCCUUGAAGUACAAGAGUCCCAAGGGAAUGUCCAAGCACAAGGCUCGCGCUCUCGACUACUUCCGUCAUUCUCAAAAUUUAACGACCUACGACUGGAUCCUGCACAUGGACGAAGAGUCAACCAUUGAUGGCGAGUCCCUUCGUCGGUGCUUCGACUUCAUCCGGUAUACCCAGCACGACUACGGCCAAGGAGUGAUUCUGUACGACGCUUACAAGUACUGGCACAACUGGUUUUUCUCCGUGGCCGAUGGUAUCCGAGUCGGCGACGAUCUGGCACGGUUCAACCUGCAGUUCACCGUGAUCAAUCGACCGGUAUUCGGUGUGCACGGAAGUUUCCUGAUGACCAACGGAGACGUCGAGAACGAGAACACCUGGGAUUUCGGAACGCUUGCCGAAGAUUUCGAGUUCAGUCAAGCUGCCUGGCAGAAAGGGUUCACAUGUGGAGCCAUCCAUGGAAUUGUUCGUGAGCAAUCUCCAGGAAGUCUUCGUGACUUUAUGAAGCAACGGAGAAGAUGGUACAUGGGCAUUCGGGAGAUCGAGGGCAUGUACUACCUGCCACAAAUGGCCAUCAAGCUAUGGACGAUCGGCAUUUUCUGCUUAGUCGCAACCUUGAUAAAUAUCCCCUUCUCCUUCUUCGUCGACGCUGCGCCAACGCCGUUGUGGAUCGUCAUUAUGUCCAACUUCUGCUUCGCUGUCUUCUACUGGCUUUACCUGUGGGGACUCCUUUUCCAAGAACUCGACGCAGGGACGAAGUGGUUCAUGGUACCCGUCCACUUCAUCGCCGGCAUCAUCAUCCAACCGUUUGCCAGUAUCGCAGAAGGGUUCGCCGUCAUGUGGGCCAUGUCCAGCGAGAACACGGGUAAAUUUGAGGUUAUCAAAAAAUGA